AUGUCCGUCUACGGGCUCGUGCGCUCGGGGAGUGCAACGUCUGUGCUGAAUCUCGUGCACUCUGAAAGCUUCAUGUUGACCAACAGCUUCGCACGGCUUGGCCCAGCUCUCUCAGCUUAUGGUAUGACCUGGCUUGGCUUCCCUCUGUUAACCCUAGACCUCCUACACCUCGGGUUCCCAAUGUCCCUUCAAACCUCUGGUCGUCCUGACUUCCCAACCUCUGUCUAUGGCCUGGUCUGCCUUGAGCUGCCAUCAUCCGCCCUGGACCAUGUGGCGCUGGAUUCGUCACCACCUGCGCGCUCGCACGUGCGCUUUGGCUCCAUCCCCUUGGCCUUUGACAGUUGCCGCUCUGACUCUUCGAUGUUGCUUCAAAGCCCUGCCUGCUCAGGGAGCCCCUUGUCCGUGUAUGGGUUGGCGCGUUUGGACUCAUUGGCGUCUGCCCUGGACCUUGCACAGACUGGAUCUACACUGCUUUUGAGAGGCUUUGCAAGACUUGGCCUUGUGCUUUUUCUAUAUGGCAUCACGAAGCCAGACCUUUCCCUGUUCGUGCUGGACCACGUCGUCUCAGGAUCCACCUUGCCUUUGCAAGCCUCUGCAAGGUUGGGUAGUUUGACUCCAGCGUAUGGCAACAUGCGACCAGGUUUAAGCUGCUCAGUUCUGGACUUUAUCCACCUGGGCAGUUUGCUGCUUUUGCGGAGCUUUGCUUGUUUGGACCUGUUUGCUCCCAUGUUUGGAAUCGUGAGACCUGGCCCUCCCAUGUUAGCUCUGGACCACAUCACGGCAGGCCCAGCCGCAUCGCUGCAAAGUUGCAGUUGCAUGGGCUCCUCGGUCCCAAUCUACGGCCUCACCUGCUUGGAAAGCUCGUCGUCCGCACUGGACUUCGUGCACAUGGGCUCCCCAGUGUUGCUGCACAGCUCUGCCCGACUAGGUUCAACUCUCUUCGCGUAUGGCGUGGCGCAGCUGGCUUUGCCUCUGCCUGCCCCAGAUCCUGUAACUACCGGCAGCUCCUCCCUACUCCAAGUGCCGGACCAUGUGACUUCUGGAAGUGUGAUGUCUCUGCGUGGCCUCGUAUACAUCGGGCUUAGUGUGUCUGUCUAUGGCAUCAGCCGCCCGGACUUGUCCACGCCGACCUUGGAUUUCGUGAUGACUGGCCCUAUGCUGCUACUUAGGAGCUUUGCAUACCUGGAGCCUACGAUUCUCCCCUACGGCAUGAGUUGCACUGGAUCUUCACCUUCCCUGCUCGAUUUCUGUGCUGCUGGUUCGGCAGUGUCCUUGCGCAGCCACGUGUGUACUGGAAGCGCGCUCUUUGCUUAUGGCCUGUCCUGCUUGGAUUCCCUGCUGCUGAUCUUGGAUUACGUUCACACAGAGCCACCCAUGCUGCUUCGAACUCCUGCGUGCUUUGGGUCUCCUCUAUUGGCCUAUGGCCUGUCGUGCCUGGGCAGCUUGUCACUGGUUUUGGACUUUGUCGGUCCUGGCAGCUCACCGUCUUCAAGAGGCUUCUGCAGACUCGAAAGCUCCUUGUUAGCAUACGGUUUUUCGCAGCUGGACUCGUUUCCUCCCGUGCUGGACCUUGCUCACUUGGACUCUUUUUUACUGGCUCGUGCUUUUCUCUGCACUGGGCCUCCGCUGCUUGUUUAUGGCUUCGUGCGCUUGGACUUCCUUCUGCCUGUGCUGGAUUGCGCGCACUUCGGCAGCAUGCCUUCACCCAGGGCACCCAUGCGAUCAGACCUCACAUUGUCUGCUUACGGCUGCUCUCUUUCGGGCUUGUCCUCAUCAGCCUUAGAUCUUGCCACCUUUGGCUCAACUUUGCUGCUCCGUUCAUAUGCCCAUCCCGGAAGCUCACCCUCUGCCUACGGCCUGACCUGCUCGGGACCCUUGCUGCUGCUUCCGGACUUUGCCCACUUGGACUUUCCAAUGCCGCCCCGCUUUCCGCCACUGAUGCCUGACCUCAUUCACCUGGGAUUGAGCAUGUUGCUACAAGGCUACCUGUGGCUUGAGCCGUUUAUGCCAGCCUAUGGCAUGAGCCGACUGGACCUGCCAAUGCUGAUUUUGGACUACUUGCAUCUGGGUUCCCCCACUUCGCUUCAAACUUCCUUGUGCCCUGGGUCCUUCAUGCCCGUCUACGGCCUAACCAGUUUGGGUCCACCAAUGUCAACCUCGGACCACAUCCAGGCGGACCCAUCAUCGCCGCCCCAAACCUUCUUGCGCUGUGGCUUCAUGCUGCUGGUGUUUGGCAUGACCUGCUUAGAUCCCUUGCUGCUGGCACUGGACCUCCUGCACAUUGGACUCUUCACGCCGCCUCGGAGCUCUUGCCGGCUAGGUUCGUUUUUGCCAGCCUACGGUGUUUCCCGUCUGGGGCUGCCUCUGCUUGUUUUGGACUUCCUGCACUCGGGCCCAUCUCUGCCUUUGCAUGGCCCUUGCCGCAUGGGCUCAUUGCUUUCCACCUUUGGCAUGACUCGAUUGGGCCCCAGCAUGCUGGCACCGGAUCUCGUCCAGCCAGGUCCACCGCUCUCCUUGCACAGUUGCUUGCGGCUUGGCCUACCGUUGCCAGCGUUUGGCAUGACUUGGUCAGGUCCAUCUUUGUUGGUCUUUGACUUCGUGCAUCUGGGAAGCUCCCCCUUUCUCACGUGCUUCGCGAGGCUGGGUGAUGUGCUUCCGGCCUACAGCAUGUGCCGGCUAGACUUUGCCAUGCCUUUGCUGGAUUUCGUGACCAUCGGCUCGGCAUCUUCGAUUUUCAAGAGCUUCCGCUCCGGUAGCAUGGCUCCGACCCUGGACUGCAUGAACCCAGGUCCUACGUUGCUUCUCCAAGGCCCCGCCUGCCCUGGCCCAUUGGUGUUGGCCUUUGGCCUGUCAUGGUUGGGUUCUUCUUUGCUUGUCCUGGACUAUGUCCUGAUGGGAAGCAGCCUGUUGCUCCGGAGCCCCGCGCACUUGGAGUUGUCUAUGUUGGCUUAUGGAAUGAGUAGACCUGGCCUGUCGUUCUCUGUGCUGGACCUUGUGCACAUGGGCCCACUGCUGUUGCCCAGGGCAUCCGCGUGCUUGGGCUUCCUACUGUCGGCCUAUGGCGUCAUGAAGCCAGAGCUGUCACUGCCUGCUUUGGACCUGCUGAAUUCCGAAUUUCCCAUGUUUUCGCGGUCCUUUCUCCACUUGGGCUCUUCAAUGCCGGCUUCCGGAGUGCUCCGCUUAGAGCCAUCCCUGUUGGUGCCUGACUCCUUGCAUCCAGAACCUCCCCUGCUCCUUCGAGGCCCGACGCGGCUUGAACCAAGCUUGUCGGUGUACGGUCUUAACCGACUUGGUUUGCCGCUGUCCGUGCUGGAUUCUGUGCACAUGGGCUCUUCACUGCCGCCAAGGAGUUCCACUCGUUCGGGUAGCGCGAUGCUACUUUAUGGCAUGUACCGAGUUGACUUCUUCCCUUUGGUGUUGGACCUCUGUACGUUUGGGAGCACUCUGUCGCCCAGGGGCUACACAUACUUGGACCUCACAACUUUGGUCUAUGGCAUGACGCGACUGGAAAGCCCGUUCUCCGUGCCGGACUCCGUGCAUUCAGGCUUGCCUCCGUCCUCGAGGUCCACCAUUCAUUUGGGUAGCUCCUUGUUGGCCUAUGGAGUCUCGCGUACGGGCUUCUUGCUGCUAGUCCCUGACUUUGUGCAUAUGGGCUCUUCCCUUUUCACACGAAGCCUCAGCCGUCUUGAGCCCUUCACUUCAGCAUAUGGUGUGACGAGGAUGGGGUCAUCCCCUUCAGUCCUGGAUCCUGUCCACAUGGGUUCUACAACGUCUCUUCGUGGUCACAGCUGCCCAGAACCUCCCAUGCCCGCCUCCGGCAUCACCCGCACCGGCGAGCCGUUGCCUGCCUCGGACUUCGCGAAUUUCGGCUCCGGGCCGCCUUCGCAAGGCCACUUCUGCUUAGGAUUCUUCCCGCCUCUGUUUGGCAUGACCUGCCUGGGCUUACCCAUGUCCAUUCUGGACUCCUUGCAUUUGGGAUCCAUGUUGCUGUUGCAAAGUUUCGGGUGCCUAGGCAGCUUGCUGCCCACGUAUGGCGUCGCGUGGUUGGAAUUGACUCUGCCUGUGCCGGAUUUCAUCCAUCCAGGCCCAACCUCUUCACUGCAAGGCCCCACGCGACCAGAAAGCAUGCCAUCUGCCUGGAAAGAGACCAUCCCAGGUUCCGGACCGUUCGUGCGCGGCAGCGCCACCGUUGCAUCCUCCAUGCCUGUUCGAGGCUUCAUGUGCUUGGGCUUCCUACCGCUGCCCUAUGGCAUUGGUUGCCUUGAUCCAUCCCCCUUAGUACCAGAUUUCGUGAUUUCGGGACCUCCCCUGUUGAUGAGGUCAUCCAUGCACCCGGAGCUCACCUCAUCCGCCUACGGCAUGAGUAAGCCGGGAUCCUUCUCAUCCGCCUUAGACUACGUUACAGUAGGCUUGGCUCUGUUGUUGCGGACACCCCUGCAGCCAGGAUUCUCACUCUUAGUCUAUGGCCUAGCAAGGGCAGAAUCCAUGUUGUCAGUGCUUGACUUCGUCAACUCAGGCUUCUUCAUUUCAACUCAAAGCCUCUUGCGUCCUGGCUCCCUGUUGCUUGCUUGGGGCAUGGUAUGCCUUGAUCCCAUGCUGCUUCUGCUGGACCGCACAGCUCCGGGCCCAACGCUGCCUUUAAGGCUGGGGCUCUCCUUGCCCGCUAUGGGACUGACUCGCCCAGAACUCUCGAUGUCUAUCCUGGACCCUAUGACCUUUGGCCCAGCUGCUUUGCUAAGAAGCUUCGUAUGCCUGGGCCCGGCUCUCUUCACCUACGGCAUGUUCAGGAUGGGCUUUUUCCUGUUGAUACUGGAUACCGUACACCUGGGACCAACGACGCCCCUGAGGAGCCUCUUGCACCUGGGUUCCUUGCUGCCGGCCUACGGACUGAGCCGAAUGGGCUCCUCUCCCUCUGUGCUGGACCCCGUCAGCUUGGGGUUCCCUACGUUUGUUCAAGGCCCCGUCUGCCUAGGCUCUUCCCUGCUUAUCUUUGGCUGUGCCCAGCUUGGGGAAAAGCUCUUUGUACUGGAUUUUGUGAACCUCGAAUCCCCGCCGUCCGCGCACACCUCCAUCCGUGUUGGAAAGAGUCUGCUUGUGUAUGGCCUGGCUCGGCUGGGUGCGAUGCUGCUGAUCCCUGACCUCACCCACUUGGGUUCCAUGCCUUUCUCACAAAGCCUUGCCUGCAUGGGUAGCUCCUUGCUAUCGUAUGGAAUUUCCUGCCUUGGCUUCAUAAUGCCAAUCCCGGAUCUCGUUGGAAUUGAGCCACCCCUUCCCUUGCAAGGGCCUGCUUGCCUCGGGCUACUCCCUUCAACUUGGGGAAUCUCACUCUUAGGCUUCUCUACGUCAGUCCUGGACUUCAUCAACCCUGACCUGCUGAUGCCAACCCAUAGCUCCUUGAGGCUGGGUCUUCCCUUACCUGCCUACGGCUGUGCGAUGCCUGGCUUCUUCCUUCCAGUGCCAGACCAUGCCCAUACUGAGUUCACUCCACUUCUUCAAAGCUUUGCUCACAUAGGCAGCCCACUACUUGCUUACGGCAUAUCACAACUGGAGUUGUUGCUCCUAGCACUUGAUCACGUGAAUUUUGAGCCCGUGCUGCUUUUGAGAUCAUCUCUGCGCUUGGGCUUGCUGUCACCAGCCUAUGGCUUCUCGCAGCUGGAUUCUGUUCAGCUUGGGAGCCCGAUGUUGCUGCAGUCACCCUUGCGACUGGACAGCUCAAUCUUAGCCUACGGCCUCAGCCAGCCCGAGCUGCCGCUUCUUGUGCUGGACUCCAUCCAUCCCGAGCCCAUGAUGUUUAUUCAUAGCUUCAUGUGCCUUGGCUUUGCUCUGCUGGCUUAUGGGGUGGUGAAGCUGGGCCUGUUGCUUUCAAUCCCGGACCCUUCUCACUUCGGACUCCCCACGCCUUUGCGCACGCUUCUCCGGCCGGGUAGCUUUGCGUCGGCUUACGGGCUCGCGCGCACGGGUUCUCUGUUGCUGGUGCCAGAUCUUGUGCAUUCCGACCCAGCCCUGCCGUUGCGCACUUAUCUGCAGCCAGGUUUCACGUUGCUGGCCUACGGCCUAAGUCAGCUAGGCUUUCCCCUGCCUGUGCUGGAUCCUGUCCUCAUGGGAUUCUUGCUUUUACUCAGGGGCCACUCCAGGACUGAGUCUUCCUUGCUUACUUAUGGUGUUGCCUGGCCAGGCUCGAUUCUGCUGAUGCUGGAUCCCACCCACCUUGGGAGCGCGCUGCUGUUAAGGGGGCUCAUGCGCCCGGAACCGAUGCUGCUGCUAUCCGGCAUGUCUUGUUCGGGGCCCUUCCUGCUGACAACUGACUCUGUGCACAUCGACCUCACGUUGUUCCCGCGAACAUCUUUGCGCAUCGGCUUCGCGUUGCCCGUUUACGGCCUGCAAUGCUUGGGAUUCCCUCUGCUUGCACCAGAUCUCCUGCACACGGGAUUCAGCUUGCCUCUACGAACCUCGGCUUGUCCUGACAGUUUGCUGUUGGCCUAUGGAGUUGCAAGACCUGGCUUCAGCCCUCUGGUACUGGACCUCGUUCACCUGGGCUCAUCCAUCCUCAUACGUGCCUACUCGCAGUUGGGACUGCCUCCAUCCCUGCGAAGCCCCCUACAACUGGGACUAAUCUUGCCGCUUUACGGCGUCACGCGCCUGGACUUCCUUCUGUCCAUUCUGGCCUUCAUCCACCCUGAAAGCACCAUGCUUGUGUAUGGUUUGACCAGACUGGGCCCGUUCCCUUCCACCCUGGAUUCCGGACAUUUGGGAUCCCCCGUAUCUUUGCGGACGCUUGUGCGCUUCGGCAGCUCCUGCUCCGUAUAUGGCAUCAUGCGACUGGGCCUGCUGCCUCCUGCUUUGGAUUUCCUGCAGUUGGGAUUCCUUAUGCCACUCAGAGCCCACAUGUGCACCGGAUCUGCGGCUCCCGUGUACGGAAUGGCACAGCCUGGCCUGCUGCUGCCAGCCUCAGAUUUCGUCCACUUGGGCUUCAGCCCUUUGUUGAGGACAUCCAUGUGCACAGGAUCGCUGAUGUUGGUUUAUGGCAUGUCCAGGUUGGGUAGUUUAUUGCCAGCCCUGGAUUUUGUACAUACUGACAGCCCCACACCCGUGAAGACCCUUAUGUGCCCGGGCCUCACGCUGUUAGCCUUCGGCAUGGGCCGCCUUGACCUGUUACUUCCAGUCUUGGACCUUGUGAGCUCUGAGUUCGUAUCAUCCUCGAAGGCUUCUGCAUGGACUGGGAGUGUACCAUCUGCUUAUGGCAUUGCUUGCUUAGACCUGAUGCCGUCUGUGCUGGACUGCCUGGCUCUCUCAGCCUAUGGCAUGACCUGCUCAGCAUUUCUGCUGCCUGCCCUUCUCUGCUGCGGGUCAUUUUUGUUGGCCUACGGCCUCUGCCGCCUGGGCCUAAGCCUUCCCAUCCUUGACAUGAUGGGCUUGCCACCUCCUGCCCUUGACUUUGUGCACCUGGGCUCCUCACUCUUCCCAAGAGGACUUGCUUACCUAGGCUUCUUGCCGCCGACUUAUGGUGUGACCCAUCCAGGAUCUUUGCCACCAAUCCCAGACCACAUCCACAUAGGCUCAAUGAUGCCAAUGCGCCAUCCCGCUCAUAUCGGCAGCUUUCCUUCAACUCUCGGUGCGGGCUGCGCUGAAUGCCCCCUGCUUGCCUUAGACUACGUGCACACCGAGCCCUUUAUGUCCGUGCGGAGCUCCAUGCAGCCUGAGAGUCCUUUGUUUGCAUUUGGCAUGACAUGGUCAGGAUCGUCCAUGUCAGCGCCGGACUUUGUAGUGAUGGGCUUGAUGUUGCCACUGCGCUCAUCCAUUUGUGCUGGCCCCUCGAUCUCGCUCCUUGGCGAGAUUCGCUAUGGUGGCAGGUUCUCUAUCUUGCAAUUCGCAAACUUCGGCCUCCUGCUGCCUGUGCCAGACCCUUUACAUUCAGAAUCGGUCACACCUAUGAGAAGCUUCCUGCGGUGCGGCUCCACACCCUCACUUUAUGGGAUUUCCUGGCCUGACCUCCUGUCAUUGGUCCUGGACUACAUUGGCACAGGUCCAUUACUGCCGCUUCGGAGCCUUGCGCGUUUGGGCAGCUCUGUUUCGAUCUAUGGGCUUGCGCAGCUGGGGUCUUCACCGCCUGCGUUGGACUCCGUCCAUUUGGGAUCAAGUCUGCUGCUGCAAACUUUUGCGCAAACAGGUAGCUCCUCGCCUCUUUAUGGCGUAGUCUGUUCGGGUCUGAGCUUACCUGUGCCAGACUAUGUGACCACCGGGCCGCCGCUGCUACUGCGGGCCUUAUUUCAUCUGGGUUUGCCCCUGCCGGCCUUUGGCAUGACAAGGCCUGGGCCAGCGAUGCCUUCGCCGGAUCUCGGACAAUUUAGCUUACCUUUGCCUCUGCAUGGGCUUACGCGCAUGGGUCCGACGCCCUCUACCUAUGGUCUGGCCUUUCUUGACUUUUCCUCCUUGGUUCUGGAUCUCUGCACUGUGGGCUUUUCCCUAUCUGCCCAAACCCUCCUGAGGUUGGGCUUGACGAUGUCUGCUUAUGGCCUGUCGAAACUGGGUAGCAGCUUGUCUGUGCUGGACUUUGUGUCCCUGGGCAGUUUUUUGCUUCUCCAAACCUCCAUGCGCAUAGGUCCAACCCUGCUGACCUCUGGACUUACCUGGUUAGGUUCCCUGACUUUGGCCUUGGAUUGUGCUCAGCCGGACCUGUCCUUCUUGUUGCGAACCCUCAUGUGGGUGGAAAGCUCGAUGUCGGUCUACGGCGUAUCCUGCCUGGGCCUUUCUAUUCUUGCCUUGGACUAUGUGCACUUAGGGCUGGGAUCUUUCUUGCCCAUGCCAGACUCUACUCACUUGGGCCCUGUGCCGUUUCCUCAAAGCCAUGCUCUUUUCGGCAGCACCUUGCCGGCGAUGGGCUUUUCAUUGCUGACCUCUGGCAUGACCCGGCUUGAAUCGCCUCUCUUCACAUUGGAUCUCAGCCACCCCGGGUCCACAAUGCCGUUGCGCAGCCACUGCCAUCUAGGGCUCCCGUUGCUGGUCUACGGCCUAUGCCGGCCAGACUCCCUGACUUCGGUCUUGGACUUUGUGCACGUAGGGCCUGCUUUGCCGGCUCGCAGCCAUGCGCGGCUGGGAAGCCCCCUGCCAGCCUACGGCCAUAUUCGUCUGGGAUUCACACUUCUUGCCUAUGGCAUGUCGCAGCCAGAGCUCUCACUCCCAGUGCCAGACUUCAUUCAUCCAGACAGUCCUCCGCUGCUGGCUCCGGACUCUGCGCAUUUGGACUUCCUGCUGCCCAUUCGGCUGGGCCCAUCUGCGUCUGUUUAUGGAAUCACUUGCGUUGGAUCCCCCUUGUCAGUGCUGGACUCCGUGAACUUCGGGUCCCUGCCUUCACUUCGAACCCUUUUGCAACCUGAGCCCUCCUUGUUGGCCUUCGGUCUGUGCAAGCCAGGCUUUCUUCUGCCUUUGCUGGAUCUCUGUCAGAUGGGCUUCUUAGUGCCGCCCCGUGCGCCCUUGCGGCUGGGAUCCACUCUUCUAGCCUAUGGGCUUAGUUGCAUGGGCAGCUCCCUGCUGGCCCUUGAUUCUGUACACCCUGAGCUCCCGCCGCCCCCGAGAUCCUCCCUUCAAGUGGACUUGCCGAUCCUUGCGUACGGCAUGUCUCUCACGGGUCCCAGCCUGUCUGCACUGGAUUCUAUACAUUCAGACUCGCUGCUGUCCACACAAAGCCUCACACGCUCAGGGCUGAGCCUGCCUGUCUUCGGAAUGCAUUGCUUGGGGUUCUCUCUGUUCAUUUCAGACUUGAUCCAUCCAGGCCUUUCACCAUUGCUCAGGUCCUUUGCACACAUGGGUUCCCCAAUGCUGACUUACGGCGUUAGCAGGUCGGACUCUCCGCUGCCUGUUCUGGACCUUCUCCACCCAGGGCCCCCGAUGCUGCUCAGAAGCUUUGUGUACUUUGGUUCGGCUCUGCUGGCUUAUGGUAUGUCAAGGACAUCCAUCUGCACCGGCUUUCCUGUCCUUGCCUCUGGCAUAAGCCGUCUUGGCUCCUUUUUGCUGGCUCCGGAUCUUGUCCAGGUGGGUCCCGCCCUGCUUCCUCAAAGCCUGGUUCGCUCUGGGCCUACCUCGUUUGCCUACGGCAUGUCUUGGCCUGGCUCCUUGCUGCUAGUGCCAGACCCCAUGAUGCUGGGGAGCCCGCUGCCACUGCGAAGCUACUUACAAACGGACCUCACAUCAUCCGCCUACGGCAUUGCAAGGCUGGGACUCUUGCUGCCAGUGCUGGAUUCCACCCAGCCUGACUUCCUGAUGCUAUUGAGAAGCAUGAUGCAACUCGGACCGCUUCUGCCGGCCUACGGAAUGGCCUACUUGGGCCCAAUGCUUUCUACACUUGAUCUUGUGCACAUUGGCCCAGGCAUGUUGCUGCAAAGCCUGUGUUGCCCAGGAAGUCUGGUGCCGGCCUCCGGACUAGCUUGCUUAGACUCAACUCCUUUCGCCUCAGACUUUGUGCUUAUUGGGCCCUUGCCGCCACUGCAAAGCCCCCAAUGCUUCGGCUUUUCUAUGCCAACCUAUGGGGUCUCCCGCCUUGACUUGACCUCAUCGACCCUGGACUUGGUGCAUACUUCGGUGGCACAUCCGGGCUCCACUCUUCUGGCCUCCGGAAUGACGCGGCCUGGAUUCAUGAUGUCUGUCCUGGACUUCACAACUCUUGAGCCUUCCGUGCCGCUGCAUACACACUUGCAUGCAGGAUUGGCGUUGUCCGUGUAUGGCAUCACUUGGCCUGACCUGUUGCUUCCGGUGCCUGAUUUUGUCAAUGUCGGCUCCCUGCUGUUGAUGAGGUACCUCGCAUGCCCAGGAAGCAUCCUGCCCUUGUUCGGAAUGUCCCGCCUCGGGUUCCCACUUUUAGUGCCGGACUUCGUGCAUUCUGAUCCGACCACACCUCCGCAGAAUUUCUGCUGCAUUGGAUCCACUCCCUUUGCAUCCGGUGUUGCGAGGUCAGGCAGUUUUUUGUUUGUGUUGGACUUUGUUCACACGGGGUCGCCUCUGUUCUUGAGGAGUUUCCUCCGUUUGGGGCCGCCGGCUCUGGUCUACGGACUCUCACGACUUGGUUUUCCACUGCUGGUCUUGGACUGGGUCCAUGUGGGGCCAUCUGCACCUUUACAAGCCUUCUGUUGCUCUGGCUUCCCGCCUUUGGCUUAUGGGGUGACUAGGACAGGCCUGAGCUUGUCUGUGUCGGAUUUUGUCCAAUUUGAUCUCACUCUGCCUAUCCGAGCCUCUUUGCGACUUGGCCUGAUGCUAUUAGCUUAUGGGCUGAGUCGCCUGGGCUCUUCCCUCCUAGUGCUGGACUUCCUUAGCCUGGGACCCCUGUUGCUCUUGAGGACACCCUGCUGCAUGGACCCGUUGAUGUUUGCUUAUGGCUUUACGUGGCUGGGGCCGCUGCUGCUUAUCCCAGAUUGCAGAAGCCUGCUGCCUGCGCUGGACCCUGCACUGAUGGGUCCCUCACCCCCGUUGCAAGGCCUUCUCCACGUAGGCAGUGUGCUGUUGGCUUAUGGCAUGAGCUGCUCGGGGUUUCUAUCGUUUGUGCCAGACUACGCUGCAACGGGCUCUUCGGCGCCACCGCGCGCUCUCUUCAAGGUUGGAUUUCCUUCGCCGGCUUAUGGAAUUACUUGCUCAGAGUUGCCCCUGCCUGUGCUCGACCUUUCACAGCCGGACAGCUCACCGCUGCUCCACAGUUACAUCCAGCCGGGCUCCACCCUCUCAGCCUAUGGUCUCGCGUACUCAGAGCCAUUACCUCCAGCCUCAGACUUUGCCCACGCUGACUCACUGCUGUCGCUCCGCUCCUCUGCAUGCAUCGGGCUUUCUUCGUCGGCCUUCGGCGUAUCCUGGCUGGGCUCUUUACUGCUAAUCCUUGAUCCCAUCCACACUGGCAGCUUCACUUCCUUGAGGAGCUCCACACAUCCCGAGCCUGCCUCGCUUACUUACAGCAUGUGCCGACCUGGCAGCAUUUUGCCUUUGCUAGACUUCAUCCAUCUGGGUUUUACCAUGCUACUGCAGGGCCUCCUCUGCCCGGAGCCACCACUAUCAGCUUAUGGCAUCUCCUGGCCUGGCUCUUCGCCUUUCGCCCUUGACUUCACGUCCCUGGGCUUCGCACUGCCCCCACAAAGCAAGUUCUACUUGGGCUCCCCACCCUCGAUCUUUCAGAGUGUAAGGUAUGGCUCUAUGAUGCCAAUCCUGGACGUUGCGGAGUUCGGGCCAACAAUCUCUGCACGAGACUCUGUGCGCUUGGCCUUCUUCACGUCCACAGUGGGUCCCUUGCUUGACUGGGACUUUCACUCCCUGCCCUGGACUCUGUACACUUCGACUUCAUCUCGGCUCAUCCUACCCGUCUCUGGCAUGACGAGGUCUGACCCAUCCUUGCUGGCAGUGGACUUUUUGCAUCCUGGGCCAGCCACGCUGUUGCAAGGCUUAGGCCGCAUGGGGCUGAACCUCUCACUUUUCAGCCGCGUUGCUUUAGGCCUACUGCUGCCGAUCUCGGACAUGGGGGAGCCAGACCCGCCGCUGCCUCCAAGGAGCUUUGCGCGCCCUGAACCUGCUAUGCCAAUCUUCUCUAUGGGACGCAUGGGCUCAUCGCCUCUUGUACCUGAUUGUGUUAACUUUGGUUUUGCACUGUCUCCCCAUAGCCUCGCUGAAAUGGACCCAUCUUCCUUGGUUUUGGGCCUGGCUCGCUUGAGCCCUUCCUUGCUUGCCCCGGACUGCGCACACCUGGGCUUCUCUUUGCCCUCACAAAGCUGUAGCCACUCAGAUUCCGCUGCCUUCGUCCUGGACUUCUUGCAUCUGGGCUCAGCCUCACUGUUGGAGCCACCAUUCUUUGCAUGUGGCAUUACUUGCUUGGGACCUCUGUUGCUGGCAUCGCCUGAGCCUAUGCUGCUUGUGCAAAGCUUCACUCACACGGCUUUUUUGCUUUCAGCCUUCGGAUGCGGCCGCUUUGAAAGUCCAUCGUCGGCCUUGGACCUCAUGCGCCUGGGAUCCUCGCUGUUGCCACACUCCCUUGGGCGCAGUGGCUUUCCGCUAUCCGCUUUUGGAAUGUACCGCAUGGGUCCGCCGCUGCUGGCCUCAGAUCGUGUGAACCUCGGAUCUACACUGCUACUGCGGUCCGCUGCGUGUACGGACUUGCCCUCGCUCGCCUCCUCAUGCGUGCGCUUUGGUUCCUUCUUACUGGCACCCGACAUGACGCAUCUAGGCUCAUUUCUGCCAUUGCAAUCAAUGGGACAACUUGAGGCACUGGCUUCUGCAUUCAGCUGCGCUUGGAUGGACUUCCUGCUGCUUGCCUUGGACUCUACACACCUGGGUUUCCCAGCACCCUUGCGAAGCUGCGCUCGCCUGGGAUCGGCUCUGCUAGUGACUGACCUCCUUCAUUCAGACCUUUUUCUGUUACUUCAAAGCAGCAACUGCUCGGGGUCUUCACUGUCCCUCUUUAGCAGGAUUUCAAUGGAGUCAUCAUUGCCUGUGCCCGAUUCCACGCACUUUGGCUCCACUUUGUUGCUGCAAUCAAUGGGUUCCUUUGGCUCCCUGCCAUCGGCCUUUGGCAUUAAUUGCUCUGAAUUCAGUGUGUUCGUGUCCGAUGCCACACAUCCAGACCCGAUGCUGUCUUCGCGAAGCACGGGGUGUUCUGGUCUGGCAGCCUCAGCCUUCUCAGCCUCGCGCUUUGGUUUCCCCCCCUUGGUCCUCGACUGCAGCUGGUCCGGGUCAACUUCGCUGCUUCACAGCUUUGCCCAACCGGGCUUGGCCAUCCCUCUCUUCGGACUUGUGCGGUUGGGCGACAAGGCCUCGAUGUGCGAUAUGGUGCGGACUUCCACCAUCGGUGCUGGAUUUUUUGACAUUGGGCUCCCCUUUGCCCAUGCGAAGCUUCUCUUGGCUGGGUCAUCUGCGCGUAUGGGGCUUGCCAUUUCUGUCUCCGGGAUUUCACGGCUUGGCCCCAUGCCGCCUGUGCUGGAUGCAGCCCUGGCUGGCUCCGUGCUAUCACCUCGAAGCUCCUCAUGCUUGGGCUUCACGGUAUCCCUGCCAGACACGGCCAGCUGUGGAUCGACGCUCUCUCCACGCAGCCCUUCGCGCUUGAGCUUCUCGGCGCCAGCCCUUGACUUCCUUCACCUAAGUUUGUUGGUGCCGAUGCGAAGCAUGGUUUGUUGUGGCUUGUCCCCCUCAGCAUUUGGCAAGACGUGGCUCGGAGCUUCCACAUCAAUUCCGGAUCUCCUACGCCUUGGCCCCUCUUCGCCUGCUCGCAGCAUGGUCCACAUGGGCCCAUCGCUCCUUGCCUUCGGCAUGACCAAGUUCGGGCCAACCCUUUUGGCCUUGGACUUCCUUCACCCAGGCCUCACGGCCUCCUUGCAAAGCUGUUCUUGUUUUGAAAGCCCUUUGCUUUUGUCCGGGAUGUCUAGACCGGGGCCGAGCUCAUUGGUGUCUGACUGCAGUCACCUGGGAUCCACCACGUUGCUCAGGAGCCGUGGCUGUUUGGGCUCCCAGUUAUCAGUGUCUGGCAAACUCCGGCCAGGGCCAACACUUCCAGUGCCGGACUUUACAGCGCCAGGCCCCACGUCGUCACUGCGAAGCUUGGCCUAA
This is a messenger RNA of Symbiodinium pilosum, 14565 nucleotides long. Lineage: Eukaryota; Dinophyceae; Suessiales; Symbiodiniaceae. The record is from the annotation of a GenBank genome assembly.